Polychytrium aggregatum is the source of this 4097-nucleotide messenger RNA. RefSeq names its product armadillo-type protein. Bases 153 to 3893 code for a protein of 1246 amino acids. Gene Ontology annotation, cellular component: U2-type prespliceosome; U2 snRNP; catalytic step 2 spliceosome. Gene Ontology annotation, biological process: spliceosomal complex assembly. Gene Ontology annotation, molecular function: mRNA binding. NCBI's taxonomy places the organism in Eukaryota, Fungi, Chytridiomycota, Chytridiomycetes, Polychytriales. The transcript is spliced from 3 exons. The record is from RefSeq and is a predicted model, not a curated record.
CCAGAAUCUCGAUCAGCCCCGCCCUGCCGACCGCCUCGGACCACCAUCGACCCCGACCACCCUGCGCAUACCGUGUCGAUCUGAUCGCACCGUCUGCAGCGGCAUCGUAUUGCACAUCCAUCAGCAUCUGAUCGGCGCCGGGAAGUGGAACCAUGAGCGACGUUGAAGAUGACGAUAUCCGUGCCAUCCAGGAGCAGCGCAAGGCUCUUCUGGCAAAAGGCAGCGCCUUUGGCCGAUCCACCAACACAUACGACGAAGUCGAGGGCUUUGGCUCUUCGGGCGGGGCUCAUGCCGAGUACGACGACUCGCUGCCCAUCAACGAGAGCCACGACGACUUUGACCCGAUGCACACGCAGCCCAAGAAGAGGCUGGCAUCCUACACUGCCCCAAAGGCCAUCCUGGAUGAGAUGGCUACUCUCGGGGCCGAUGAUGAGGACAGCCUCGACCCCAUGGCACGCACCUCCCGCAAGGUCAUCGAUCGCGAGGACGAUUACCGCAAGCGGCGUCUGAACCGCCAGCUAUCCCCCGAGCGAGUCGAUGCAUUUUCCAACCAAGAGCCCACGGCUGGGCAGCGCAGUUAUGCUGACGUCAUGAGAGAGGCCGAACUGGAGAAGGAGGAAGCCCGUGUCCGGAAGUUGAUCCAGGAGAAGCGGAGCGAGGCUGCCGAGAAUGACAAGUCCGGAGCGGCUGCGAGCUCGUCGACACAGCCUGCGCCUCGGAAACGUCGCUGGGACCAGGCUGCUGUUGUCCCUACAUCCGAUAGCGAGAGUCACAGCACCAGCCCGCCCAAGUCCGAGUGGGAGGAGGACGAGAAGCCCACCAAGACGUCCUCGAACCGCUGGGACGAGACCCCCGUUGCUGCCUCAGCCGCUCCGACCCCGCGCAAACGCAAUCGAUGGGACGAGACCCCUGUGGCCGCAAGCACACAGUGGGAUGCGACUCCCAAGCAGGCCGGGCCGGCUGCCACACCGACAGCUGGCAGGCGGUCGCGUUGGGACGAGACCCCUGUUGCUGGGUCGUCCCAGUUCGCAGCUACCCCGGUUGGAGGCUUGGGUUUGCUCACGCCGACGCCUGGACAGGUCCAGGUCCCCAUGACCCCCGAGGCCGUCAAUGCAAUGCGCUGGGAAAAGGAAAUCGACUACCGGAACCGAGAGCUCACCGACGAGGAGCUCGAUGCUAUGUUUCCCACGACUGGCUACAAGAUCCUUGAGCCCCCAGCCACUUACCAGCCUAUCCGCACCCCUGCGCGCAAGCUCAUGCAAACACCCACCCCGAUGGCCGGUCAGGUUGGCGCCGGCUUCAUGAUGCAGGAAGAGGAUCGGCACCAGCAGUAUGAUAUUCCUCCGGAGCUUUCCGGCGUCGGAAAUCUCCAGUUCUUCAAGCCCGAGGACAUGCAGCACUUUGGAAAGCUCUUUGAUGAAAAGGAAGAGUCGGAUCUGUCCGUGGACGAGCUCAAGGAGCGCAAGAUCAUGCGCCUGCUUCUCAAGAUCAAGAAUGGCACGCCGCCCAUUCGCAAGAUCGCCUUGCGACAGAUCACGGACAAGGCCCGCGAGUUUGGUGCCGGCCCGCUCUUCAACCAGAUCCUCCCGCUGCUCAUGUCACCCACCCUGGAGGACCAGGAGCGCCACUUGCUUGUCAAGGUCAUUGACCGAAUCCUCUACAAGCUCGACGACCUUGUUCGCCCGUACGUUCACAAAAUCCUUGUCGUCAUCGAGCCGCUGCUCAUUGACGAGGAUUACUACGCCCGCGUCGAAGGACGCGAGAUCAUCAGCAACCUCAGUAAGGCUGCCGGCCUGGCCUUUAUGAUCCCAACCAUGCGCCCGGACAUUGAUAACCCCGAUGAAUAUGUCCGCAACACCACUGCGCGAGCCUUUUCGGUCGUCGCCUCGGCGCUCGGCAUUCCUCAGCUCCUUCCUUUCUUGCGCGCCGUGUGUCGGUCGCAAAAGUCGUGGCAGGCGCGACAUACAGGCAUCAAGAUUGUGCAGCAAAUCGCCAUUCUGAUGGGCUGCGCUGUCCUUCCGCACCUCAAGAGUUUGGUUGAGGCCAUCGUCCACGGGAUCACCGAUGAACAGCAGAAAGUGCGAACCAUCAGCGCACUGGCAAUUGCGGCUUUGGCUGAAGCAGCUGCACCAUACGGCAUCGAAUCCUUUGACUCGGCCCUGCGUCCACUCUGGGAGGGCACCAAGAAGCAUCGCGGCAAAGGUCUGGCUGCAUUCUUGAAGGCCGUUGGCUACAUCAUCCCCCUGAUGGCCCCCGAGCACGCCAACUUCUACACUCGCCAAGUGAUGGUGAUUCUGAUCCGCGAGUUCCAGUCACCCGAUGAAGAAAUGAAGAAAAUCGUUCUCAAGGUCGUCAAGCAGUGCACGGCGACGGAUGGCGUCUCGGCCGAAUACAUCCGCACCCAGAUCCUGGACGAGUUCUUCAAGCACUUUUGGGUUCGAAGGAUGGCUCUGGACCGCCGCAAUUAUAAGCAACUGGUCGAGACGACAGUCGAGCUGGCCCGCAAGGUCGGAGUCUCUGAAAUCGUCAAGCGGAUCGUCGAGGAUCUGAAGGACGAGAGCGAGCCCUAUCGCAAGAUGGUUAUGGAGACGAUCGACAAGGUGGUCUCGGAGCUCGGCACGGCCGAUAUCGACGAUCGCCUCGAGGAGAUCCUGAUUGACGGCAUCUUGUAUGCCUUCCAGCAGCAGACCAUUGAAGACGUUGUCAUCUUGAACGGCUUUGGCACGGUCGUGAACUCGCUUGGUUUGCGCGUCAAGCCCUACAUCACUCAGAUCGAGGGCAACAUCCGAUGGCGCCUCAACAACAAAUCCGCCAAGGUCCGUCAGCAGGCUGCCGACUUGAUCUCCCGGAUCGUCGUCGUGAUGAAGAACUGCGGUGAAGAGGCCGUCAUGGCUAAGCUCGGUGUGAUUCUGUAUGAGUAUCUUGGCGAAGAGUAUCCAGAGGUGCUCGGCAGUAUCCUGGGUGCUCUCAAGAGCAUCGUCAAUGUCAUUGGCAUGAGCAACAUGACUCCCCCCAUCAAGGAGCUCCUUCCUCGGCUGACUCCGAUCCUGAAGAACCGACACGAGAAGGUGCAGGAGAACUGCAUCGACCUGGUUGGCCGCAUCGCUGAUCGUGGCGCCGAGUAUGUCUCGGCCCGCGAAUGGAUGCGCAUCUGCUUCGAGCUCCUGGACAUGCUCAAGGCCCACAAAAAGGCAAUCCAGCGUGCCACUGUCAACACUUUCGGCUACAUUGCCAAGGCGAUUGGUCCGCAGGAUGUACUGGCAACGCUCUUGAACAACCUCAAGGUCCAGGAGCGCCAGAACCGUGUGUGCACCACCGUUGCCAUUGCCAUCGUUGCCGAAACGUGCUCACCCUUCACGGUCCUGCCGGCGCUCAUGAACGAGUACCGCGUUCCGGAGCUCAACGUCCAGAACGGCGUUUUGAAGAGUUUGAGCUUCCUGUUCGAGUACAUUGGCGAGAUGGGCAAGGAUUAUGUCUAUGCGGUCACGCCGCUGCUGGAGGAUGCUCUGAUGGACCGCGAUCUGGUCCAUCGCCAGACGGCCUGCACCACGGUCAAGCACAUGGCCCUCGGUGUCGUUGGUCUGGGCUGCGAGGACGCCAUGCAUCAUCUCCUCAACUAUGUCUGGCCGAACAUCUUUGAAACCUCGCCGCACGUUAUCAAUGCUGUCAUGGAGGCCAUCGAGGGACUGCGUGUGGCUUUGGGCCCAGCCGUGAUUCUGCAGUACGUUCUUCAAGGGCUGUUCCAUCCCGCUCGCCGAGUGCGCGAGAUUUACUGGAAGAUAUACAACAGCUUGUACAUCGGUGCCCAAGGCGCCCUUGUGGGCUACUAUCCCCGAGCCGAGAACGACAGCAACAACAUCUACCAGCGCUACGAGCUCGACCUGAUUGUGUGAGCCCUGCACUGCAAACAUUUGCGAGGGUUGGUGGAGGGCUUGGCUCGCACCGCACCACCUCCCAUGGCUCCCAAGCCCGUCCAAUAUCCUGGUAUCAAGCGGUGCUGACAGACGCUUGGGCUUGGCACGAAAGCGGUAGUGUUGUGAAAUCGACAACGAAAUAUAUGCUGCCGCAGUUAUCGAGCGGCGCCUAUCAAUCGAGCA